Molecule: messenger RNA, 2330 nt
Organism: Juglans microcarpa x Juglans regia
Lineage: Eukaryota; Viridiplantae; Streptophyta; Magnoliopsida; Fagales; Juglandaceae
Product: regulator of nonsense transcripts UPF3-like
Exons: 13
Coding region: 261-1823 (520 amino acids)
Biological process (GO): nuclear-transcribed mRNA catabolic process, nonsense-mediated decay; positive regulation of translation
Cellular component (GO): cytoplasm; nucleolus
Molecular function (GO): mRNA binding
Source: RefSeq, a predicted model, not a curated record
CGCAAAAAACCCAACCUUACACGUUUCUUCACUCUGGAAACACUCUUUUUUCAUUACUCUCUCUCGCAUGGCGUUUGGGAAAGAAAUUGAGGAGUAGGGCACGGAAUAGGCCUCGAUUUUUGCGGUGAAGAUGUAAUCCAAGGAAGAAUUUCUCUGUUCCGAAGCUAUUUCAAGCGUACAGUUCGUAAAAGUUCGACUACAUUUUUCUCUAGGGUUUUUUUUUUUUUCCUUUUUCCCUUCUGUGUUUGGUUGGGUGUGAAAUGAAGGGCUUGUCAGAUCGGACGAAGGUGGUUCUGCGGCACCUGCCUCCGGCGAUUUCUCAGGCCACGCUGAUGGACCAAAUCGACGCCGCCUUCGCUGGUCGCUACCACUGGGUCGCUUUCCGUCCAGGGAAAUCGAGCAUGAAGCAUCAAUUCUAUACUAGAGCCUAUAUUGACUUCAAGAAACCUGAGGAUGUUAUUGAGUUUGCUGAGUUCUUUGAUGGGCAUUUGUUUGUUAGUGAGAAGGGCACUCAGUUUAAAACUAUUGUUGAGUAUGCUCCUUCUCAACGUGUUCCAAAACAGUGGUCUAAAAAAGAUGGUCGUGAAGGAACAAUAUUAAAAGAUCCCGAGUAUCUGGAGUUUCUUGAAUAUCUUGCAAAGCCUGUCGAGAAUCUUCCCAGUGCAGAGAUACAAUUGGAGAGAAGGGAAGCAGAACGAGGUGGUGCUGCAAAAGACGCUCUUGUGGUUACACCAUUGAUGGACUUCGUUCGUCAGAAAAGAGCUGCCAAGGGUGGUUCUCGGCGAUCACUAUCUAAUGGGAAAUUGAGUAGAAGAGCUGUUGGAUCAUCAACCGGAAAUCAUGGUGCCUCGUCGAAGCGAGGUUCUGAGAGGAGAAGGAUAUCCUCCGCUAUGUAUGUUUUGAGGGACACUGUAAAGAACAUGAGUGGCAAAGACAAGUCAAUGCACCUUCUGGUUCCAAAGAGAGAUGAUGAGCUGCUUUCUCAUAAGUCUGCUACUGUUGUUCCUGCUGCUAGGACUGAAGUAUUGGCAGAGGAAAGUGGAAUUUCUGGAACUAACGAAUCUGGGAAAAAGAAAUUCCUGCUUCUGAAAGGGAAAGAGAGAGAGAUUUUUCAUGUGUCUGGCAGCUUGUCAAAGGGUAUAACAUCUUCAGUUGCAAACACAAUCAGUUCAGCUGCUCUCAAGCAGAACCAGCAACACCAAGGUAGUGAAAGGACGGUCAAAAGAAUACUUUUAAACAAGGAUUCACGUCAAAGUCAGUCUUUUGUGGGCCUGUCUGAGCAGCAAAUCCAGGCUACAAAUUUAGAAAAGGACAAGAGACCUCCCCGUCCACCACAUGCACAAUUGGUUUUGAAGGACCCAAUUCCAGCUCCAGAUGACAAGGUUGCUGGUAAUAACUCGCAUGGAUUUUGUAGUGAGAAGCAGGAAAAACGUUCAAGAAAUAAGGAUAAGCCUGAUCGUGGUGUAUGGACUUCUCUUCGUCGUUCAGAUGGAUCUCAUACUAGUGAUGAGUCUUUGUCAUCUUCAAUUUCUCAACUUUCGCAGUCACUUGUAGAUUCUUUUGAAGGAUCCCGGGGAGAUACGCAUGUUGACCUGGCAAAUGCUAGGUGUGGUGAGGUUAAAAACCUUGGAACUGGACGUACUAGUCAUUCUUCCAUGGAUAAUGGCUCCCACAAACAUUUUGGUCGCCGUGGGCCUGCACAUGUUGUGAAGGAUACUGAUGGCUCAUCAAUUGUUGGUGAGGGAAAGCACUCGAGGAAAGGCACUGGAUAUGUUUCCCAUGAGAAACAAGUUUGGGUUCAAAAAUCAAGUUCUGGUUCAUGAUUUUGUAUCGAAAAGUUUAAAUGCUUGGUCACACAAUUUUGGAACCUGCAUUUGCUUGUGGCUGGAAGCUGUCUCCUCUUACUAUACAGAUGAUCGGGUGUAUAUGAAGUCUCAGUAUCAGCAAUGGUUCCUUUCGAGAAAUCCCUAGGGGAAAGUACAGUUAUCUGAAUGAUGCAGAUACCGACAUAAUUAAAAUUCGGUUGGUUGAAGAUCCUGAUUUUACUUGGGCAAAGCGGCAGCUCGGAAUAGGAGAAAGAAAGCAUUAGAUGGCAUUGUUAUGAUUGUAUUAUUACACGGUUUUCAUGGCAGUGCUCCCCUUUGGGGUUCUGCUUUUUGUUGGAGCUAGGAAGUCCUCAUGUUUGCUUUUGACUCGACUAUGCAUCGGGUUAUUGUGGUUUUAUGGGAUGUCUCCAAUUGGUAUAGAUGUAUAUAUAAUCCCGGAGUGAUGAUCUGUAACUCCAGCUUUCGUAUGGCUAUCUAUCAAAGCAUCUUAAUGUGUUUCACACA